AUGGCGCAGUUACACGCCGAUGUCAUUGCCCGUAUACGGAAGUCCAUGGCGGAGACGCGCGAUUUGCAGUCUGCUACCAUGGAUGUUGACGCGUCUGGCACUGAAGCGCGUCUCGACCAGACCGUGCGGGAGCUGCAAGCACGCGUCAACGAGCAGCACGCCGCUCUGGAGCAGCUACGCCGCUCUUCGCAAGUCACUAUCCAGCAGGCAGCCUACGCGUCUGACGAGCCACGUGAGAAACUGAAGCAGCUGCGCGCAGUGAAGGAAGCGUAUGCAAAUUUAACACCGACUGCGCCGUACCUUCCAUCACCAGACUCAGUGCUGCCCGCCUUGAUUGCAGCACGCACGCUGCAGCAGAACGUGCAGGGCACCAAACAAGCCAUUGCCAGCACUGAGGCACAGAUCACAUCUGCUGAAGCUCUGCUCAGAAACGAAGAGGCCAAUCUUCAUGACGCGAACCUGAUCCGGCAAGCUCUCGGUGGCCGGACAGUGAGACUGGAAGCUCAAAUCGAAGACCGGUCACAGAAAGCACCUGCACAGCUUGCGAAAGAACUCAUGGCUGCGAAACGUGCCCAAAAGAAAGCGUACGAUGACGAGACGCAGCGCUUGGGAGAUGCCCUCAAUGAUUUCAUCGACAACUAUCUCUCCGCUAUGCUUGCUGCAGAAGAGCUUGGCGGUCCUGUCGUUGGAGAUAUGCUGAACGUCGAAAACGAAACCCUCGCAGCCGGCUUCACAAAGAAAGGCAAGGCAAAAGCUACGAAGAAGCCAGUGUCUGAGAAGACGCGGCAGCGUAGGAUCGACCAGAUUUGGGGCAACAAAACGGCUAUUGACGAGGAAGAGGAUCCGACGACUGAAGCCGAAGCUGCCGACGCCGAGAUGCGUGAGCUCAUUGGAAUACUAUUCGGGACUUUAAUUGGGCCGCGCGGCGGCAGAGCCUAUCACCAGCUGGAGAGGGACUCUGCUGCCUCGCGCUUCCUCGUGAGGGCCAAGAUCGCCCAGUUCCAUCCGAGAGAUGCGCAGAAGCUGCGACUUAUCGACUUUGGAAGGGAGCUUGAUGAUUAA
Messenger RNA from Paraphaeosphaeria sporulosa, 1062 nucleotides. RefSeq lists its product as uncharacterized. Bases 1 to 1062 code for a protein of 353 amino acids. Gene Ontology annotation, biological process: mitotic sister chromatid segregation; kinetochore assembly. NCBI's taxonomy places the organism in Eukaryota, Fungi, Ascomycota, Dothideomycetes, Pleosporales, Didymosphaeriaceae. Gene Ontology annotation, cellular component: nucleus. The transcript has 2 exons. The record is from RefSeq and is a predicted model, not a curated record.